CUAACUGUCACUUUUUUACUUCAACCUUUUAUCUUUAACGAGAAUGAGAAUUCGAUCGAUAAAAUGUCUCCCGUUGACCUUGUUGGCGGCCCAGCGAGUAUGCCUGUCAUCUACUUUCUUUCUAAUUAGAUUCAAUCCAUUCAUUAUUACCACUUUGACUUCACGAUGUUGACCAUAUACUUUCUUUUGACUUCUUUCAUUUCGCUUAGCAUUCAGUCAUUCGUUCAUCCAGGGCUGCUAGUCACCGACGCUGAUCUGAAUCGUGCUAGCGCCAAUUUGGACCAUGCUCCAUGGAAUAACUCAUACGCCCAGCUCACCAGUUGUAAAGUCGCCAGCGCUUCUUACACGCCAAAUCCCGUCAGUGCCGUCUAUAGAGGAUCUGAUGGUGUGCACGCAGCGAACACAGAUAUUUUGUGGAAUGACGCUGCAGCCGCUUUUGCCCUUGCCCUGAGGUGGAAGCUUUCCGGUAACGACUCAUAUGCCGACGCUGCAGCCAACGUCUUGAAAGCAUGGGGAGAGACGUUGACGACCCUUGGUGGCACAGAUGAUGCCUACCUGACAGCAGGAUUUCAGGGACACGAGUUCGCGAACGCCGGCGAGCUACUCCGCGACUACGAACCAUUCGUGCAAGAUGGCUUUGAUGCGUUCAAGUCCAUGAUGACGACGGUUUUCCUCCCCAUGAACCUCGACUUCUUGAACCACGUGCUCGGAUCAGAGCACAAUGUCAAGCAUUUCUUCGCCAAUUGGGAACUGGGAAAUCUGGCUUCGACGAUGGCUAUUGCUGUGUUGACCGACAAUUCGACGCUGUGGGACUUCGCCGUCGACUAUUUCAAGAAUGGCGAGGGAAACGGCUGUAUCAACAACGCAGUUACUAACAUCGUUAUCGACCCUGACACGGGAGCGUCGCUCGGUCAAGGUCAGGAGUCUGGUCGAGACCAGGGCCAUUCGGCGCUUGACUGGCAAAUGCUGGGUGUUAUCGGACAGCAGGCAUGGAAUCAAGGGGAAGAUCUAUUUGGCUACAAUGACAGUCGUAUUCUCCAAGGCGCGGAGUAUUUCGCACGUUAUAACCUUGGGCAUGAUGUCGAUUUUGAGGCAUACACGAACGGUAUCGUCAGCUUCGAUAUCAUCAGCAACGUUUCUCGAGGUGCGAAUCGUCCAACCUGGGAGUUACUGUAUAGUCACUACGUGCAAAUCAAACAGCUGGAUGCGCCUUGGACUACGGCGUACCUCAACUAUAGUCUGAAUCAAUAUGGGGGAUUUGAGCCAGGUGCCGGAGUUUCAGGGAGCACGUCCGGCGCGUUUGACGGUCUCGGUUGGGGCUCAUUGCUGUAUCACCGUGAUGAUAACGACACAUCGUCCGCCACGAGCUCUGCGUCUGCGCCCACUGCGACUUCUUCUUCAAAGAAUUCCGCGCUGCCAUCCAGCUUCUUCCCGUCAGUCAUAUACUCUACUUUCUCGGCUUCUUCUACCGUUGCCGCAAUUAGUACAAGUUCUGUGGUAUCUGGUGGACCGAGUACGGCUCAAGGCGAAUCAUACCCGAUAGCUACGCCAACCCAAUCGUCAAUUAUGACGUCCAUCGCGGCAAAGCCGACAGGAUCAUCGACCAGAGUCUCAUACUCCAGUCAACCGACGGAUCAGGUUCAUGCUCAUGGCUGUCAUGCACGGAGAUACUACCACGGAUGAGGAAUAAUUUAUAAAGAAAUGAUCUUGCCGGCAUCUGCAUUUCCCGAUGCUCGUUGAAUUGCCCCUGGAAUAGAUGCGCAAUGAAUGAUCAAAUCAUAUAUUUUUCUACCAGCUGUGUUUACAUAUGUAUACUUUUAGACAAUCC
Molecule: messenger RNA, 1828 nt
Organism: Truncatella angustata
Lineage: Eukaryota; Fungi; Ascomycota; Sordariomycetes; Amphisphaeriales; Sporocadaceae
Product: chondroitin AC/alginate lyase
Exons: 3
Coding region: 166-1683 (505 amino acids)
Cellular component (GO): periplasmic space
Molecular function (GO): lyase activity
Source: RefSeq, a predicted model, not a curated record